GCAGAGAGCAGAGUCUGCUGUCAAGGGUACGUGGAAGGACGAGUGUGGGAGUGGGCUCCCAGUCCAGGUUGGGGUCUGCGGGUGAGUGAGUGGGACAGAGCAGGUGUGGCUGCGUGGGGGAAGAGGAGGAGAGAAGGGGAGGCGAGGGGAGGCGCCCCACGCCAGCGCUCUGCUCCUCUCGGGGCACCCCUUUCGUUCCCACUUUUCAAACGGAGGAAGAAUCUGCCUGAAGGAGCCACAGGUAGUAAUUUGGGACCCGAAGGGGCGGGGGCGGGGCAGGGGUGCCAGUGAUCCUGUCUUUGAGCCCCCAGGGAUCCCCGGGCCCCCCACAGGAACCAAUGGGGAGAAGAAGGGCCACCCAGCGGGUGGCCAGAGGCCGCGCAGUAAAGACCAAGGAGGACCCUGGCCAGGGGCUCCGGGUGAAAGGGGAGCCCCCUCCGGACAAGAGGAGGAAAGUGGAGGAGCUGAGCGCUUCGGUGCCUCCCUCAAGCCUGCCUCAGGCCUCAGUGACAUUCCAGGACGUGGCAGUGAACUUCAGUCGGGAUGAAUGGAGGCGCCUGGACGAGACCCAGCGGACCCUCUACAAGGACGUGAUGCUUGAGAACUAUGAGAACAUGGUGUCCCUCGGUAAGCUCCACUGCCCCUGGGGAGGGGGGGGGUGUCUGAAAACCAAUACUAACCGACGGGGCAGGAGGCCCGGAGACCACCCUGACCAGUCAGGAACACUGUGCCGAGCUCUGGGGCUACAAAAAGAAAAUGCAAGCCUGGAGCUAACAGUCUAAUGGGGGAGACAAGAGGCAAACAAAUGGAGCCGGAGCAGGCUUUAAACAAUGUAAAUAGGAAACAAUAGAUGGAAGGUACUUCACAGUUAAGAGGGGUUGUCACAGGCAUCCUGGAGGAGGUGAGAUUUGGUUUGAUUUUUCUUUCUACCUGGUUAAUUUUAUUAUUCACUGGUUGUGUGUAAGCCACAAAUCCAUGCCUGUGGCUAGACUGAUUCUUCAUGACUGCUUCACUCACUCCAAGGCCUAGCCAAAGGCCAGUAAGAAAAAAUUAAGCACCUACUGAAUGCCAGAAUUGUGACAGGUGCCGGGAAUGCAAAUAUAAAAGUCACAGGCCUGGAUUUCAAGGAACUUGCUUUGUCCCUCCUCUCCACUUAAAAAAAAAAAUCUUUCAACAUUUUAUUUUUCUCUCAUAUAUAUGUAAAAACAGUUUUCUAAAAUCUUGAGUUCCAAAUUCUUUCCUUUCCUCCCCCCCUUUCUGAUAAUGGUAAGCCAUUGGCUAGAGGUUAUACAUACGAUGUUACAGCAAACAUAUUUCUAUACUGGUCAUGUUGUAGAAGUCUCAUAUCAAAAAAAAAAAACAAACCUCCACAAAGAAAAUAAAGUGCAAAUAGUCUGCUUUGAUGUGCAUUCAUACUC
Gracilinanus agilis (Agile Gracile Mouse Opossum) is the source of this 1418-nucleotide messenger RNA. Its product is annotated as zinc finger protein 480-like. Gene Ontology annotation, biological process: regulation of DNA-templated transcription. Bases 339 to 782 code for a protein of 147 amino acids. The transcript is spliced from 3 exons. The record is from RefSeq and is a predicted model, not a curated record. Lineage: Eukaryota; Metazoa; Chordata; Mammalia; Didelphimorphia; Didelphidae.